Peromyscus leucopus (white-footed mouse) is the source of this 4812-nucleotide messenger RNA. It is a transcript of the gene Aga, whose product is annotated as aspartylglucosaminidase. The transcript has 9 exons. Gene Ontology annotation, cellular component: lysosome. The record is from RefSeq and is a predicted model, not a curated record. Gene Ontology annotation, molecular function: N4-(beta-N-acetylglucosaminyl)-L-asparaginase activity. Gene Ontology annotation, biological process: protein deglycosylation. NCBI's taxonomy places the organism in Eukaryota, Metazoa, Chordata, Mammalia, Rodentia, Cricetidae. Bases 130 to 1167 code for a protein of 345 amino acids.
GCAAAGGAGAUUAAAGAGAAUCCCGAGUUUGGCGAGUCUGAGCUGGCCGGGACCUUUCUCGCGCUGGCCAGCGGAGGCCGCGCGGCUUGGCUGGGACUUUUCUCGCGCCGCUCCACUGGGCCUUCGGCUAUGGCGCGGAAGUCGAAACUGCCUCUUCUUCUCCUGCCGCUCGUCCUGGGCAUCCCCCUGGCGCAGGGCUCCAGUCUCCUGCCCCUGGUCGUCAACACUUGGGCUUUUAAGAAUGCUACCGAAGCAGCAUGGCGGACAUUAGCAUCUGGAGGUUCUGCCCUGGAUGCAGUUGAGAGUGGCUGUGCUAAGUGUGAGAUGGAGCAGUGUGAUGGCACUGUAGGCUUUGGAGGAAGUCCCAAUGAACGUGGGGAAACCACCCUGGAUGCGAUGAUCAUGGAUGGCACUACUAUGGAUGUGGGAGCAGUAGGAGGCCUCCGAAGAAUUAAAAAUGCAAUUGGAGUGGCCCGGAAAGUCCUGGAGCACACAACACACACACUUUUAAUAGGGGAGUCAGCCACCAAGUUUGCUGAAAGUAUGGGGUUUACCAGUGAGAAUUUAUCUACCAGUGCCUCGGAAGCCAUGUAUUCAGAUUGGCUUGCUGGGAAUUGCCAGCCUAAUUAUUGGAGAAAAGUAACACCAGAUCCUUCAAAAUACUGUGGACCCUACAAACCAUCUGGUAAUGGGGCUCAGGGUAAUUUUCUCUACAAAGAAGUGGAUGUCCAUGGUCAUGAUACUAUCGGCAUGGUUGUAAUCCAUAAGGAGGGAAGUACUGCUGCAGGCACAUCUACAAAUGGUAUAAAAUUCAAAAUUCCUGGUCGUGUAGGAGAUUCACCAAUACCGGGAGCUGGGGCCUAUGCUCACGACAAGGCUGGGGCCGCUGCAGCCACAGGGGACGGCGACAUACUACUCCGCUUUCUGCCCAGCUACCAAGCUGUAGAAUAUAUGAGAAAAGGAGUUGAUCCCACCGUAGCUUGCCAAAAAGUGAUUUCAAGAAUUCGGAGACAUUAUCCAGGAUUCCUUGGGGCUGUUAUAUGUGCCAAUGUGACGGGAAGUUAUGGUGCUGCUUGCAACAAACUUCCAACAUUUACUCAAUUUAGUUUCAUGGUUUAUAAUCCUCUACGAAGUCAGUCAACUGAAGAAAAAGUAGACUGCCUCUAAUCUGUCUUGUCUGUCAGCAUGUGAAUUUAAAGAGGAACGAAACGAAGGCAGGAAAGUUGCUUACUGACAUCAUGUAGUGGUCUUCAUUUCUUUCAAGUUUAUGUGUAAGUUAAGUGCAAAAAUAAAGUACAUUACAGUCACAUUUCUAUAUCUACAUUUUUUUUAAGGUCUGUUUCCCACUUGAGAGUGAAUAUGCAUAUAUAUGAUGUAUGUUUUUAAGUUUAAAGUGAUAUUUGAAUUUCUAAUCAAUGUGGCAAGAACUGUCUGCACUCGGGAUUUAUUUUCAAAUGCCAUAGUAAAUACAGUAUCUGUAUUUGCAGAUACACAAGAUCAGAAUACACAAGCAUGCUAGAUUCAGGGGACAGUACCACUAUCUCAGCAGAUUAGACCUGAUUGAAUUUCCGAAGUUACAGUGAUUUGUCCCUCACCACUGACCAUUGGGUUGUAACUAAUAGAUCAAAGCAAGAAUAAUGCUAUUAAAAUGUAUGGUUUUGAUUCUGUGCAUUAUGAAAAGCUGAUGGGUUUUCGUUGGUUUUCUUUGGAUUUCUCUUUGAUGGAUCACUCAGUAGGUGAAUGUUAUUAAUCCUUAGGAAUCUCUGAUCUUCAGGCAACUCAUAUUCAGUCUUGGUCAUUUCACUUAGGGGAUUCUUUUUUGUAAUUUUACUAAUCUCUUGUGCUGAGGUAGCAGUUGCAGAUGGAAAAUGUCAAAAAGUGUGUGCUCUGGCUUAGCAUUGCCUUCCAGAUUUCCAUAUCAGCUGUCCACUGACGAGUGCAGAGACACCAUAUGUCUUAAUUUCUCAAGAUUAUUAUGUACUCCAAAAUCAUUGCUUUAAUCUAUAGUCAUUAAUAAGAUGAAUGUUUUAUAUUGUUGUCAAACCAUAGUACUGUUUUGUUUUUUAAUAUACAUAACUUGCUGUUUACUAUUUGUUACCUGUUGAGAAUGAGUAAUCCGUGUUAACCGUCCUCAGGCCAGCCUGCCUAUCACAAUUAUUCAGGAAGCCACUUUCAAAAUCCCCUCUACCAGCGCAGAGUUUGCUGGACUUCAGUUUGAUCCCAGUUGAAUAACAAUGCUUGAACUACAUGAAAUACUAAAUAAUUUUAACCCAGUUUAGUAACAGUACUUUAAUAAAGGAAGUGUUUGAUGACAGAAAAGGGAAAUACCUAGAUUAUUUCCCCAGAGGAUUCAGGUGAGCUCUACUCAGGUGUUUUAUAUGUCCAACACAGUAGGCAACGAGAAAACUAUAGACCCCACUCUGUCAUAAAACUUUUGAUAAUUUCACAUUCUUCAUUUCUUUGCAUUGCCUCACAUUGGAAUAAUUUCCUCUGACUAUUUCACUAAAGACUCCUUAUAGGUUGAUUUCAUUUCUGCUAGCCCAGUAUAAGCUGGUCCCCAGGAAUCCUGUGCAGAACACAUGGCCAGCUCCACUUCCCCUGCUCAUCUGCUUUUGCUCUUGUUCUUUCUGAUUUGCUACAAGCGAGUAACUGGUUCUGGCAAUGAGUUUUAAGUGAAUUUGGAAUGUGAGACCUUCCUAGAUUCUUUCAUAUUUUGUCAAGCAUGACAACAUACUGAUUGCUGCUCUCAGCUACCUGUGUCCUUGAAAACUGUAAUGAGCAGACAUCCGUGACAGUACCCCGUGGACAUAAAUUAUGAUCCAGUAUAGACUAUCCUGACUAAUACAUAAAAUACACCAAUCUGUUAAGGAGUUUGUGGACAUUACUAAAAUAAUAAGAAUAUUUAAAACCUCAAAAUGAAUUUUUUUCCUGGUUAGACUAGAAAGGUGCUGAUAAAAAAAAUUGAGUAAAAAAGUUUUUAAAUUAUUGGGGCAGUUGCAGAUGAUAUUUUCCUAAGGAAUCUUUCAUAUUUUUUCAAAGAAGCCCAUACGCCUAUAUCCUGUGAUUCCUGACAUUUGGACUUGCAUAACUGCCAUGUAUGCAUUCAGGAACUGUGUUCAAGGAUGUUUCUAGAGCAAAAAUUUUACAAGACAGAUAUCCCCUCCUGUGAGCAGCAUCUUCGUGUGCUGUCUAAUACCAUACUGUUUCUCUGUGAAGCAAACGGCAGGUGAGUGUGUUUGCAGACCGUAAUCAAAGAUUGAGAUUCCCUAAGACUGUUGACGUGUGACACUUAGUGAUGUGAGAAUCUUUCUGGAAUAAGCACUCUGCCAUCAGUGAGAGUGAAAGAGAGGAGGUGCCCUAGUGGACCGAAGCCAGGCUAGUCCCCCAAACACCUCCGUCCCAGGUCCUAUAUGUAUCUCUUUUUAUACUCUAAAACCACACAGUGGGGUGGCAAGCAAACCUUUUGUCUCUGACAUGUCUUCCAUGGUUCUGUCAGCUUUGAGAAUAGUGUGACGGGCUGAUUUGUUUGUGGGUGAGAUUGUUAGUUUUGACUAACUUAGGUUGAGAAGAGUUAGGAGAUAAUGAAGAUAUCCCUUAUUUAUGAAACCCAUCUAAAUUAUCUAAAUGGUAACUAAAUAAAAUAUUCAGAUAGUAAUUAAUACAAGUUUUAACAGGUGAUACAAUACUUUAUACUAAAUAUUAGAUAUUUCAUGUAAUUCACAUUUCCUCCUUUUUCAAAAUAUUCUUAGUAGAGCUUGACUUAUUGUACUGACUUUAAUUAGAAAUAUACAUUUGUACUGUGUGUACAAAAAUAUCAAAACAUCUAUUUUCAAUAUCAACACUCAAGUGAUUCCUUUUGACUUUAGAGGGUAAAUCAUAGGUACAAUAUAUUUUAGUUGAUAUUUUAUGCCCAAUAAAUAUGCUUUCAAGGCCCAUAAUUUUGCAAUAUACUUUCAAAUCCCAUAAUUUUAAGUAGUUGAACUUUGUUUUCAAAUGUUGUCAGUUCUUAUGUUCAGUGAUUGAAUUUAGACCUAAGGACCCUAUUAAGCUCAUUUAGUACCUUUAAUAGUACAAUUAAAAUUCAUUUGAAUAUAUCUAUUGGUGACAUUUAUUUUAAUUGGAUAGCAAUUCUGAAAAAAUAAAUUAAUGCAUUUGUGUCAUUUUGCUGGUCAAUUUUUGGUUAAGAUCCCAGGCUUUGGUUUGUUUUCUUGAGAGUUAAACUUGUCACAUAUGCAGUAGAUUUUCAACUAUCUUACACAAUUAAAAGAUGAGUUAAUGAGGUCCUCAGAAAUAGAAAUGGUGGUUACUAAGUGUCCUGUGAUAUGUAUUUUCUUAUGUAACCUAGGGUCAGCCAAUUUUUAAAAAAGAAAGUCAUAUUUUAGUACUGAGAAAAUCACAUCUACUUAAAGGAUAAAAAAUGACCACAUUCAGGAUGGAUAUAAUGGAAGUUGGAGCUGCUAUGUUCAACCUAUUUGCCUCUGAGUUAAAGGGAGGGAAGUUAUUUAUGGUCCCGAUGCACGGAGACUGCAUUAAGAAUUGGUCAUUUGAUUUAAACUUGUGACCUUUCCGAGUGACACAUUAGAUGUGUUUGCUCAUUUAUUUUCUCUAAUUAAAAUCUUACUUCUAUAAUGUGAAUGGUGACAUAUAAUAUUUUUAAGAAAAUCAGAUCUUAGAAAGAAUGUAAGCCAGCAAAGUUCCUUCUAAUUGCUUGUAAUCGAUCUCAUUUCUUUCUGAUUUGUGCAAAACCCUUGAGCACCAUAAAUGUCAAAAUACUUCUUUCCAUUUCUAAAUAAAAUCUGCAUUUUCAUCUUU